AGAGCCCCCGCCCCAGUGCCGCGGACGGCCGCCGAGCAGUGCCGCGCCGCGCCGUGCCGGGCGGGACUGGCUCCGCAUCCCGCGGGCUCAGCGCUUCCCCGCCCCCUGCAGCCGCGGACCCGGCGCAGCCAAUAGCAGCGGCGCUGCCGGGCUGCGAGCUGUUUACCCAAUCCGCGCCCCCCAGUCCCUGUGCCCGUCCCUGUGGCAGGCACCGGGCGGGCGCGCCAGAGGCGGCGGCGGCAGCGGCGGCGGGGGGGGGAGAAGGGGCCGCGCGGGGCUUGGGCCCGGGGAGGGAGGCGGCGGCUGGAGAAGGGUGGAUGAGCGCCCUGCCCAGGGCAGCUCCCUCGGGGCGUCUCCACCGGGCGGCUGCGGCUCGGGGGGCGCACUGCGCGCACGCACCUCGCCAUGACCCCCCGCCGCCUGCGGCCGGGCCCCGCGGGGCUUUCCCGCUGAGUGGGGGGCGCCCAGCGCCUCAGCGCCGCCUCCCGCCCUCGCCCCCCGCUCCUCCUCCUUCUCGCUGCGGCCGCUGCCUCCACACGGAGACCUGCUGGAGUGAUGGGCUGCAUAGGCUCCAGGACUGUCGGAAAUGAGGUGAUUGCAGUGGACUGGAAAGGACUGAAAGAUGUGGACCAAAUCAAUAUGGACAGCACCAGUUCUCUACAUGGAAGCAGCAUCCACCGACCCUCCACUGAGCAAACACGGACAGAUUUUUCCUGGGAUGGUAUCAAUCUCUCCAUGGAAGACACAACCUCCAUUCUCCCCAGGCUGAAGCGGAACUCCAAUGCUUAUGGGAUCGGGGCUUUGGCUAAAUCAUCUUUCUCUGGGAUAUCUCGCAGCAUGAAGGAUCACGUCACGAAGCCAACAGCUAUGGGGCAGGGUCGUGUGGCUCACAUGAUUGAGUGGCAAGGCUGGGGCAAAGGGAACAGCCAGCAACAGCAGCACACACAUGAGACAGCGCGCAAAGAUGCUGAUGCCUAUUCAGACCUGAGCGACGGCGAGAAAGAAGCCCGAUUCCUUGCAGGAGUGAUGGAGCAGUUUGCCAUCUCUGAGGCUACUCUCAUGGCCUGGUCCUCCAUGGAUGGUGAGGAUGUGAGUGUCAACUCAAAUCAAGAGAAUCUGGCAAGCAACUAUAGUGAGAACUACCAGGAACUGAUGGAGAACCCAGAACAUAUGGCUCAGACACAGUACGACAGUUGGCCUCAUUCCUAUGUCUCACAGGGCAUGUACUGCCUAGGCUCCUCUGAUGCUUGGGAGACCAGUGACCAGUCCCUCAUCGCUUCACCAGCUACUGGCUCUUACCUAGGCCAAAACUUUGAAGAGUCCCAGCCCAACCUGCAGGAGAGCAUAUUGAUUCAGAGCAGCCUCAUCCAUCAGCAUCAGAUGCAGCAACAGCAGCAGCAGCAGCAGCAGCAAGCCAUAUUGCAGAAUGCAGGGCUAGUUGAUGUGUGGCCCCCCCAGACUGCUCCAGGUGGGGGCACUGGUGCUGAAUCCAGCACCUAUGUGGGGGUUCACACAGAGGAGGAAGGGAACCCACUGCUGGAGAAAGCUCCCCUGCUGAACAAGAAGCCUUCACCAGAGGAGGAUGAUGCUGUAUGCCGGGACUUAGAGUCCCUCUCUCCUAGGGAGGAGUUGGAAAAUGCUGCACUCAGCCGUAAGGUCUCAGAUGUUACUUCAUCCGGGGUGCAGUCCUUUGAUGAGGAGGAGGGGGAAACAAACAAUUGACACUAUCAGGGAUCAAGUCUCCAUUACUGCUAAGACAGGGGAGAGGGAGAAUUGAAAUGGCAGGGAAUCCUUUCUCCAGCUCCCCAGAUUCCCAGGCAGAUACACUUUCUGACAUUUAAUUAAAAAAAAAAAAAGAAAUGAGAGUGAAAACUUUAUGUGAUUGACAGGUUUAAAGCUCUCCUCAUCUGUGACUAGACGGAGCCUCGUUGCCCUGGAUAGUGUGCACGGAGUGCUUGGAAAGUGGAUAGUGACAUCACCU
Alligator mississippiensis (American alligator) is the source of this 1981-nucleotide messenger RNA. RefSeq names its product family with sequence similarity 131 member B (gene FAM131B). Lineage: Eukaryota; Metazoa; Chordata; Crocodylia; Alligatoridae. Bases 556 to 1722 code for a protein of 388 amino acids. The record is from RefSeq and is a predicted model, not a curated record. The transcript is spliced from 7 exons.